CAUAACCUUCAAAAUUUUGGCCGGUGAGGUUAGAAGUUGUUAUUGUCAACAGUUUGUUUUAAUAUAUUAUUUCUUACGUCCCUGUAAUCAUGUUUGAAGCAGAAGAAAUAAAUGCAGAACACAAAGAUUUAAUACACGAUGUUGCUUAUGAUUUUUAUGGGCAGCGAAUGGCAACAUGCUCAAGUGACCAGUACGUUAAAGUAUGGGACCAAAAUCAUGAAGGACGAUGGAUUCUCACUUCAAGUUGGAAAGCUCACAGUGGAUCUGUAUGGAAGGUGACAUGGGCUCAUCCUGAAUUUGGACAAGUUCUAGCAACCUGUUCAUUUGAUCGCACUGCAGCUGUUUGGGAAGAAAUAGUUGGAGAAACUCCUGGUCCAGGAGAAAGAGGCAGCAGACAUUGGGUAAGAAGAACUAACUUAGUGGACUCAAGAACUUCAGUAACUGAUGUCAAGUUUGGCCCCAAAACUCAAGGAUUGCAGUUAGCAACAUGUUCAAUAGAUGGUAUAAUUCGAAUUUAUGAAGCUCCAGAUGUCAUGAAUCUUAGCCAAUGGACUUUACAGCAUGAAGUUCAAUGUAAACUUUCCUGUAGUUGUUUAAGUUGGAAUCCGAGCCUAUCAAAGUCCCUUCCUCAAAUGCUUGCAGUAGGAAGUGAUGAUAGCAAUCCUGCUAAUGGUGGGAAGGUUUUCAUAUUUGAAUACAGUGAAAAUAUCAGAAGAUGGACAAAAAUUGAAACAAUAAACACAAUAACUGAUGCAGUUCAUGACAUAUCAUUUUCACCAAAUUUGGGUAGAAGUUUUCACUUAUUGGCAGUUGCAACCAAAGAUGUUCGAAUUAUAAGUUUGACACCGAUUCAUGAUCAAGCCAGUAUCCAAAGCGGCUUAACAAAACUGAGUGUUCAAACUGCAGCUCAAUUUGAAGAUCAUGCCAGUACUGUUUGGAGAGUUUGCUGGAAUAUUACUGGAACUAUUUUGGCAUCAAGUGGUGAUGAUGGUUGUGUCAGAAUGUUCAAAAUGAACUACAUCAAUACUUGGAAGCCAAUUGCUGUGCUAAAAGGUGAUGGUUCAAAUUUAUCAAAUGAAAAUCAAAAAUCUAUGGCAUCGUCUACAGGGGCUCCAGUUUCACAGACAGCGAGAUAUUACAAACUUGGUACCAUUUCAUCAUCUCGCGAGGUUCCGUGGCAUUAAUUAAGACUUCUUAUUUAUUGUUAGUUAAUUUCCUUCUUUGGUAUGAAUGAUUGUAGGUUGCAGCGUUUAAGUAAAACAAUAAAUUAAUAAAUUGCCUUCUUGUUUAUGUUAGGCACAUUUUAUAAUUAAAAUUAUUAGUUUUAGGUAUCUGAAUCUGUAUGUUAAAAUAUGGCUAAUAAAAUCCUAAAGGACAAUU
This is a messenger RNA of Agrilus planipennis (emerald ash borer), 1380 nucleotides long. It is a transcript of the gene Nup44A, whose product is annotated as nucleoporin SEH1. Bases 90 to 1184 code for a protein of 364 amino acids. Gene Ontology annotation, biological process: positive regulation of TORC1 signaling; cellular response to amino acid starvation. Gene Ontology annotation, molecular function: structural molecule activity; protein binding. The record is from RefSeq and is a predicted model, not a curated record. NCBI's taxonomy places the organism in Eukaryota, Metazoa, Arthropoda, Insecta, Coleoptera, Buprestidae. The transcript has 6 exons. Gene Ontology annotation, cellular component: Seh1-associated complex; nuclear pore outer ring.